AGCGCACCCCAUACCAAGGAUUCGAAAAAUGGCCGCCACCCGUUACCGAAGGUUUCUGCGGCUCUGCGAAGAAUGGCCGAGAGAUGACACGAAGCAGGGUCGAGAUCUGGGUACAUUUUUGAGGCAACGAAUAGCUGUUGCGUUCCGCGAAGGAGAAAACACACAGAUUGCAGACCCAGAGAAGUGUGAUCAAAUGUAUGAGAGUUUAGCUCGUAUUAACUCCAAUUUUUACAAGAGCAAGUUUCCCAGGUUUCAAGAUACCAACUUCACUGGUGUCACAGCUGAGGAGUGCAGAAUGGUGCUAAACACAGACAACUUGCAACAAACAGAAGAUGCAAAAAAAGGAAUAUGGAAGAAGCUAAAAGAAAAAUUUUCCAAGCCUCCAGAAGAGGGCAGUAAAGACUGAUGUACUCUCCACUUCACAUGCAGUGUCAGUCCAGGAAGAACUCUGUCAUUAGCAUCAAUAAAAGUGAGAAAGGAAAACAAUAUAUCAUUUUCCAGCUUUAUAGGUUUAUUACAAUCAGGUGUAUGGAGUAACAUGAAAGAAACAUAACGCCACUCUGUGGCACCAUGAUUACUGAGUAGAAGUACUUUGCCUUCCUUACUUGAAAAAUCAGAGGAACAUUUUUCAUUGACAUGUAUAUUUUCAAAAUGUGAAUGCCCUAACCACUGGAGCUUGCAGUAAAACCAGGGAACAGCUACCAGUGUGUUUGAUAAUGAGAUGCAGUUUAAAAGUAGCCAACUUAUUUUGGACCAUGGAAAGGGGAAAAAGACACUCAAUUCAAUGUAAGCUGCCUUACAAGGAAGCAAGAUGACUGAAAAAUACCAGUGUAGUUCACCUUUGAGGUUUUCAACUACAAUGAAUUGUUUAGCCUCAACUAUAAUAUUUCCAGCUAAGAUGGACUGUGUUUAAAGGGUGUUCUCCAAGAGCUAAAUACUGUAUCUACAACUAUCUACCUGCAGUGAUAGGCAUUUUGCAGUGUGCUUGGUGACCUUAUUGUCCUUUUCAUGCUUAGUCACACAUUUGUUACAUCACACUGUGCCAAAAUUACCUGCCAAUUUUGAUGAAAGAAUAAUAAUGGAAAAUGAGUAAAGAAAAUAAAAUGCCAAAAUGAUCCAAAAAUAAAUGUAAUUUACUAUACUAAA
This is a messenger RNA of Erpetoichthys calabaricus (reedfish), 1146 nucleotides long. Its product is annotated as ubiquinol-cytochrome-c reductase complex assembly factor 2. The transcript has 4 exons. NCBI's taxonomy places the organism in Eukaryota, Metazoa, Chordata, Cladistia, Polypteriformes, Polypteridae. The record is from RefSeq and is a predicted model, not a curated record. Gene Ontology annotation, cellular component: mitochondrial matrix. The coding region runs from base 29 to 406 and encodes 125 amino acids. Gene Ontology annotation, biological process: mitochondrial respiratory chain complex III assembly.